This is a messenger RNA of Elaeis guineensis (African oil palm), 1953 nucleotides long. The record is from RefSeq and is a predicted model, not a curated record. Lineage: Eukaryota; Viridiplantae; Streptophyta; Magnoliopsida; Arecales; Arecaceae.
UCUAUCCGCGACCCCGCAGGCUUAGGGAAUUAGGGGAAGCCGUCGGCUUGGAAGCAGGUGUGGGAGAUUGCAGUGAGAGGCUUGGACGCAGGCUCCGAGAGGUGGAAGCAGGGAGCUCGCCCCCGGCCUCAGGUUUGGAUCGCAGUCUCUCUCUCUCUCUUCAAAACUAGAGCCACGAACUAGUAGGGUUUUUCGAAACGGAGCCAAGAAAUGGCGCCAGGGUUUUCUCUCUGGCUUGCAGGGUUUCCAUCUCGAUCGAGAAGAAGGAAGAAGGUGGAAGGGAGCGUGGGAGGGACGAGUUCUUCCUGCUAGGGUUUGGUGUUCGCGGCGGAGGAGGCGUCUGACACUAGGGUUCGGAGGAGGAGAUCGUCGAUCGAUGGGGACCAGAGUUCCGGUGCAGCACUACAAUUUAAGACCGGCCAAUUCUUUCAUCAGUGGCUCUCUGCACGAUCUUAACACAGUAGACGCUCGCCCAGGUGAGAUUGAGGGGAUCAGUGAUGUCGAUCGUGAUGCCGUCACCGAAGAUAGCUUGGACAAUGAUGAUGAAUCCAAUUCCGUGGACUGCAUAGCUGGAUCAUAUAGGAAUUCAAUUCCUCUUCAUGGUGUCGGAGUGGAUGAAGAUCGUUCUGCUAUUGAAAACAGUGGCGGAUCUUCAAGUUCACCUUAUAACAUGUUGACCAUCGAUGAUGUUUCACCCAUAGAGACAGCGAGAGCGAGGUUCUUGCAAAUUUUUGUUGAGCAUUUUAUCGAAGAGCAUGUAGUUGAAGUGGCAGACUCUGCUGAUGCUGACUAUGGUCAGGGGCAUGAUAAAUUAAACAAAAGAAAGACACGGGAAAUACAGUAUGAAGGUGACCCAAGGUUCGUCUUACCACUGAUGUAUGUGGCAAAUUUGUAUGAGACCUUAGUCAAUGAUGUGAAUAUGCGUCUUGCUUCCUUGGAUGGGAUUCGUGAGAAGAACAUUGGGGUGGCUCUCGAAGCAGCUGGUGGUUUGUAUAGAAGAUUAGCAAAAAAGUUUCCUAGGAAAGGACCUUCUCGCUUUAGAAGAAGAGAAUUGGCAACUUCUUUUGAAACAAGGACAAGAUUUCCCGAGCUAGUUGUACAUGAGGAAAAACGUGUUCGCUUUGUAGUGGUUAAUGGUUUGGCGAUCGUUGAGAAACCAAGCAGUCUGAUUAUUGAGGAUGCAGAGUGGUUCAAACGAUUGACCGGUCGGCAUGAGGUUGCUAUCUCAGCAAGAGAUUAUAAAUUUUACUCUCCUCGUCAUAAGUACAGGCGGGUUGCAUCUCAGUCUGUCUCUAACAUCCCAGGGUUGGCUGCCUUGUCAGGUACUGAUACUUCUUCUCCAUUGGCUAAUGCCACGGGAUUCCGUCCUAUAAAUGAGCCACAAAAUUUGCCGCAGUCUCCUUCGAAACAUCACAUGGAACAACUUUCACAGCAGCCUCAGUUUCACCCUCUCCAUCAAACAAAUAAUCAAACCAUUCAGCAAAAUCAACACACUGCCCACUUAUCCCACAUACAUCAGUGUACGCAUUCUUCUCAUGUAUCAGAUCUUCCUCACCAACAUCAACCACAGACUAUAUCUCAACAUCUUGCUUGCUUGCAAUCACUCUGUGGAGGUCAUGUUGGAGGGCGCUUGCAUAUGCUGCCCACAAGUCCUGCAAAGUUUUGUGACGAAUGUGGUGCCCCCUACGUGAGGGAGACAUCCAAAUUCUGCUCUGAAUGUGGUACUAAGAGGUUAGGAAUCUGAUGAACUGGCUUUUGUUAUAAGAAAUUACAAUUUCUUAACUUCAGUUCUGUUGUAAAUUAUACGGGAAAUGCAAGUUUCUUGGUCAGUACUUUGGCUUUUCUAAUUAUUGAGGAAGCUGUAUUUUCCGGCUCUCAGCUGUUUUAGUUGUUGUACAUAUUUCUCCCAUCUUUAGAUUCAUAAAUAUAAUUUGAUUUAUGUAUGGCACAAAA